AUGGAGGAGGAUUUCUGGAGACAAAAAGCUGCCAUAAAGUGGGUGGUCGAGGGGGAGAGGAACACAAAGUUUUUUCAAGGUUGGGUGAAACAAAAGAGAGUUAAGUCAAGAAUCCAUAUAAUUGAGGAUGGAGGGCAGACCUUUACUAAGGAGUUGGAUAUUAGGAAUUCAGCCGAGAGCUUCUUCCGGAGAUUAUUGACUGAAGAUGUGGGCCCUCUGAGAGAUCCAGACCUGGAUAUUCUUGCAUCUCUUCCCCCACAUGUGAAUAUGGAGCUGCUGGAUAAGGCUCCGACAGCAGAGGAGGUUAGGCAGAUCGUUUUUAGCAUCAAUGCAGAGGGGGCGGCUGGUCCGGAUGGGUACUCUGCUUUGUUUUUUCAGGCGUGUUGGAAUAUAGUUGGGGAGGAUGUUGUGGCUGCUGUGUUGGAGUUUUUUAUAGGUGCUCCCAUCCCGAUAGGUAUUGCAGCAACUUUAAUUGUGCUUGUGCCGAAAAAGGAAAAUCCUUCGAGUUGGGCUGAAUAUAGGCCGAUCAGUUUAUGCAACGUGAUGAACAAAAUAAUUUCUAAGCUUUUGGCUGAGGCUGGCGCCUCUUUUACCUUUGCUAAUAGUUCCAAACCAAAGUGGCUUUGUCAGAGGGCGUCUCUUAAGCGACAAUGUGCUAUUGGCAAAGGAGAUGUUUCAUGA
Messenger RNA from Salvia hispanica, 681 nucleotides. The record is from RefSeq and is a predicted model, not a curated record. NCBI's taxonomy places the organism in Eukaryota, Viridiplantae, Streptophyta, Magnoliopsida, Lamiales, Lamiaceae.